Platichthys flesus (European flounder) is the source of this 2188-nucleotide messenger RNA. Its product is annotated as ras-related protein Rab-11B-like. The coding region runs from base 102 to 758 and encodes 218 amino acids. The record is from RefSeq and is a predicted model, not a curated record. Gene Ontology annotation, molecular function: GTPase activity; GTP binding. The transcript is spliced from 5 exons. Gene Ontology annotation, biological process: exocytosis. NCBI's taxonomy places the organism in Eukaryota, Metazoa, Chordata, Actinopteri, Pleuronectiformes, Pleuronectidae. Gene Ontology annotation, cellular component: recycling endosome.
CGUGCCCUGUAUCUGAGGGCGGUGCCUGGUAGCAGCCGGUGCAGAUGCUUGUUGUUGAUGUUCAGAAAGUACUGGAAAAGUAGAUUAAACCGUGUUUAGAGAUGGGAACCAGAGAUGACGAGUACGACUACUUGUUCAAAGUCGUACUAAUCGGAGACUCUGGAGUGGGCAAGAGUAAUCUGCUCUCCCGGUUCACAAGAAAUGAGUUCAACCUGGAGAGCAAGAGCACCAUCGGGGUGGAGUUUGCCACCCGCAGCAUCCAGGUGGACGGCAAGACGAUAAAGGCUCAGAUCUGGGACACAGCUGGACAGGAACGCUACAGAGCAAUCACCUCAGCGUAUUACCGGGGAGCAGUGGGGGCUCUUCUGGUUUACGACAUCGCCAAACACCUGACGUAUGAGAACGUUGAGCGCUGGCUGAAGGAGCUGAGGGACCACGCUGACAACAACAUCGUCAUCAUGCUGGUUGGAAACAAGAGCGACCUCCGCCACCUCAGGGCCGUGCCCACUGAUGAAGCCCGAGCCUUCUCAGAAAAGAACACUGUCUCCUUUAUUGAGACCUCAGCCUUGGACUCCACUAAUGUAGAAGAAGCCUUCAAAAGCAUCCUCACAGAAAUCUACCGUAUCGUAUCUCAGAAGCAAAUAUCGGAUAGAUCAGGAAAUGAUGAUUCUCCGGGCAACAAUGUAGUGGACAUCAGCGUCCCCCCGACCACGGAUGGGCAGAGGGGCAACAAACUCCCUUGCUGUCAAAGCCUGUGAUGCUUGUAUUUUCUUCUUUCUGUCAGUCCCUCCUUUCUUCGACUCUGCUUUACUCCCUCUGUCAUGCUGCUGUCAAACAUGAUACUCUCAAUGGUUCUGAUGCCUCUGAUCCAAGACUCUUGUAGCCAACAUUCCUUUUUGCUGGUUUCUUCUUUGUUUUUUUCUGUUUGUCUUCCUCUGAUUUCAGGAGACCCUGUGUCUAUAUAAUGUGUUUCCUAUAGGGAGCUGAUCUCAGCGCUGUAGUAAACUACAUUUAUUUUUAAUUAACUCACUAUGGUCCUGUUGACCCGCUCCUGUUGCAGGAACGGUGAGGGAUUAGUUGGCCUGUUUAUCAGUGCUCCAAGUCGUUUGUACUUGCCUCCUUUUCUUGGCCAGAGGAUACAGUCCCAUGACAUGAUCUGCUAAAGAGGAGUCCCAGUUUUAUGUCUGGUAGACGUGGCUCUGCCAAUCACGCAGUGUGGAUGUAGAAAAGGAGAUGAGGAGACUGUGAUGCAUCAGUACUUUGGAGUAUCCAUUUAAACUCUGUCUGGAGUUCCUGGUCGCCUCUUUAGUUUUAAUUUCCCCUUCCCAGCCCUGUGCCCACCGUGGCAAUAAGUUAGCGUGAGCCAGGGACCAGACUGGCAGUGACUGUCAGACUUAAUAUGGGCAAGUGUGAAACAAACUUGAGUGUUUUUAUUUGUGUGUGUGCAUGCAUGAGUAAGUGUGAGUGUUCAUCUUAGUGCACAAAGAUACCAAAGGACACAGAUGCAAUUGAUAUCAGUUUGGUGUUUUCUCAUGUAAGUGUGUUUGCAGUUGCUGAGAUGAAAGAUAAUCUGUAUUUGGCAAAAAAAAAAAAGUAAUGCAAUAUAGCAAAAGUAUUGUUAUUAAUUGUGAUUAAGUGUUUAUUGUAGUAUGAUCAGCACCCAGAAGCUACGCUAAGGAGUUCCUGUAAUGAGGUGGCUCAGGUCCAAAUUCUUUCAUCAGAAUGUCAUAAUGAAAAUCUUUCUUGCACUUGUCUAAAAAUUUCAGUGAAACAAAUCACCUUAUAGUUUUAAAUACACUUAACUUCCUUAGUAAGCAAGGUGACAUUUCCUAUUGCUUUUGAGGGAGGGGUUGGCUGAAAAGAACACAAUGCACUGUAUAUAAUAUAUUAUAUAAGGUUAAUGGUUAAAAGUUAAAGAUGAUACAAACAUACUUUCGAAACACUUCACUAAAGCCAGACACAGUCAUUAGCUGGGAAAUGGAACUGAGAAUGAGAAAUGCAAAUUGUUUACAUGGUUGGCUGAAAGGCUGCUCCUCAACCAUCUGGUAGAAAUCCUGUCAUGUGUGAUAGAUCUGAUGCAUCUGUUGUGAUAUUUUACAUUUCUUUAAAUCAAUGUGUAAAAUAAGCACACCCAAGCUUGUUUGCACAGAGAAUACUGAUUCAUAAAUAAAUAUAAUUUACAUAGCCA